Paralichthys olivaceus (Japanese flounder) is the source of this 3232-nucleotide messenger RNA. Lineage: Eukaryota; Metazoa; Chordata; Actinopteri; Pleuronectiformes; Paralichthyidae. The record is from RefSeq and is a predicted model, not a curated record.
UGAUGCUCUCUGCUGGCUGAGAUUCGAACUCCAACAUGUCCACCUCAGACUCGGAUUAUUCUAUUGACUGGCUCGCCAGUGAUGAGGAAGACUACGACGGCUCCAACAGGUCGAGUCCUCAGGACAGAGCGGAGCUGGUGUCACCGUCAUCUUCCUCGUCCUCUUCGUCUUCAUCAAGAGAAGCCCCUACAAGCUGCCGCCAGGCUGCGGCCGCUCACAGAGACUCCUCUGACUGUAAAGAUGGAGGUUCUCCGUCACUCAGUGCACUUCAGGGAUUUACUUCAGUUUCGACGCAGCAGACACUUCCUGAGGAGUCACGUGGUUCAAACAGGAAGAGGACACACGACGCCAGUUUGGACGAACUCUGUGAAAAGCCUCAAGAAGACACUGAAAAUGAACUGUUCUCGCACAAGUGUUCACAGCUGCAGAGCUACAUCCCUCCUCUGUCGUCCAUCCUGCGCAGCCUGAGGUCAGGACGCUACUCUGAACGUCUCAGCAGUUUUCAAGAGAGCGUGGCCGUGGACCGUAUCCAGAGAAUACUGGGGGUCCUGCAGAAUCCACACAUGGGCGGACGCUUCCUCAGCAUCGUACUGAAAAUAGAAGAAAUGCUUCAAAGCUGGUUUCCUCAUAUUAAACCAAAUCCUCAGACGGACGACAGCACGGCGGCGAAGAAGCAAAAGCAUCAUCUUCAUCAUCACAGUGCCUCCCCUCCUCCGCCUCUCUGCUCCUCAGCCUCCUCCUCCUCUCACCUCAAACGACUUCACCCGGCGCCCGUGAAACCUCUCGAGUCGAGGCUCCACCCCCUGGAAGUGACCCAGGACAACGCCGUCUCCUCCAGCACCGACUCGCUCACGUGGCCCCGGGGCCGCUCCUGCACUCACCCUCGCCUGAGCCAGGGGGCGCUGCACUUCAAGAUCAGAUCGCCUUGUCUGGAGCGCCUCCUGCAGGCGAAGGACAGCAUCAUCACCCCCAGGACUGUGGGAGACGGAGGCUGGUUGUCAUAGCAGCGCUGAUCUGGGGUCAGAUCUCAUGGUUCAGAUACUAAAGCCUUAAACAAAAGCAUGUUUCCACGUCUUCGAAACCUUUUCUAUCUACAUGAAAUGUAGAAGAUCCACAGUUUUCAGGGUGAAACUAAAUAAAGACACUGAUUGUUCCUGCUUGAAAAGACGCUUGUUGUUUGAAUCGUGGACGUUUUCGCUCGUUUGAGUCGGACAGACGUCGUCUUCUGAGUUUAACUCCAACAGUUCCUCUGAAAACAAACAUAUUCAUGGAUCUAAGAAUGAAUGAAUCACGUUACGUUUGAUAAAACUGAGACUUUUCAUACUGAUGCUUUGAUGACUGUUAUGUUCCUUUGAUUCCUCUACCUCAUUCUGAAACCUCGUCUCGGCUCCAACAUCUGAGACGACGUUCAGUCAAAACACACCAGAAAAUCCAACUCUUCAGUUUUUAGAUGUAAAGUUCGUCUAAACAACAGAAUGUGACGUCACUCCUUUGAUCAGAGACUUUGGAUAAAUGUGAUGAAACAUCAAAGUCAAAGUGUAGUUCUGAUUUUCAUCUAUCGAUCGUCUUUCUUCUUCUGAAUGUUUCGGACUCAUCGACUUCCAACACGUUCGCUCACUCUGCUGACGACGUCCGUGACAGUUCAUAGAAAUCAUCCCAGAGGAACCGUCACUGAUCUCAAUCUGAAACUUAAACGUACUGUAACGUUUCACUUCCCUUCGUACUGGACAGAAGCUCAUGAAACAACAAACUCACAAAGUGUUCGGAGAAACACAAACAGGGAAUUUUGUUCUAAAAACACUAAAACAUUGAAAGACACGAAGUUGAUCUGACUCGUCCGCACGACGAGGACUCAGGAUUUUGUUGUUUCUCACCAUCAUAGAAAGUAGGAGUUAUGUCAUUAAUUUAUUUUUAAACCUGAACCCUGUUAAACGAGGAAGAAGGAUCUAUUUACUCUGUGAAUUUAAAAUUGACAGAGAACGAGUGCAGCAGGUUUUCAACCUUGUUUUUCUCUCAGAGAUUUGAAAAAUGUAAUUGUCUCAAAAAAUAAAGUCUUUUUAACCGAUGAUAAAACUGAGACAUCAACGUGUGGAAGAAGUUUGUAUUUAAUUAUUAACGGAGAAUUAACGGAGCUGCCAUGAUUCUCCAGCGUUGUGAUGCGUCAUCUACGAAGUCCCUCCGGGAAUCUCUAUCCUCAGACUUUGAAUCUACAGAUUCGCACAUUGGUCUUUUUUCUCUCAGCUGACCACAGGGGGCGCCGAGUUACGAGUAGAUCGUGAAUUUAAUCGUAAAGAAUUUCAAGUUUACAAAAUUUCCAAACUUCACAGAAGUUUUCUUCCAAACGUCUCGUUCACGUGUAACAAGUUCAGGAACGAUCACUGACGCUUGUUUAAAUCAAAAAGACUUUAAAACAGAAUCGCUCGUUUCCUUGUUUCAAAGCUUGUGAUGCAGUCAAACGGCGCCAACUGCUGGUCAAAACUUUGGUAUUGCAGCUUUAUGAACGGAGUUUGUGAGAAAAGAAAGGGUUUCACUCUUAGAUUCUGUUUUUCAUCUUGUUGUGAAACUUCUUCGAAUCGAUUAAACUUUAACUCUGCACCUGAACACAUCUCGUCUGACAGCGUGACCCAGAAGCUGUUCUUCACCCAGUCGCUCGGAGACGAGCUGAACUCCCAGUUUUUCUUUGUACAUAGUUUUGUGUUUUUUUAUUUCCUCCUCUCAGAUAUAGCCUUUGUGAUAUUUUGUAUUUCUGAAAUAAAUGUGACGUCUUCUUUCUGAAAUGUUUUUUUCUUUUACAAACUUCUGCAGCAGAAGAACAAAUCGAUUAUGCAGCAUUUCUCAUUUAUUGUAGUUUGUUGCUUGUGGAAACUCAGCAGAGGCAAUGAAAACAAUAAAUAUGGAUAUUAUGCAAAACAUUUUCCUAAUGAAGCAUUUUACACAAUGUACAAUAUUCUUUUUUUCCUCCACCACCACGCACUUGAAUAUUCUAUACACAUUUCCAAACAAACAGAACCUCCAUGCAGAAACCCUGAAAAUGGGAUGUGGAGUAUGGAAAACAAAAUUAACACUAAAUGCACUUCUCAUGUGGAUUUCUGUGUCAUAAAAACUGCUAAUAAACCACAAAGAGAAAUGAAGAUCUGUGCUGUUUUAAGAUUAAAUGGUAAAAAGUGGUCAUUGCUCAGGAGUUUCCUACGACUGAUGCAGUGAUGACGACUCGUCUGUGUGUGUGUGUGUG